Molecule: messenger RNA, 2117 nt
Organism: Saccostrea echinata
Lineage: Eukaryota; Metazoa; Mollusca; Bivalvia; Ostreida; Ostreidae
Product: cholecystokinin receptor type A-like
Exons: 4
Coding region: 303-1529 (408 amino acids)
Biological process (GO): neuropeptide signaling pathway
Cellular component (GO): membrane
Molecular function (GO): neuropeptide receptor activity; gastrin receptor activity
Source: RefSeq, a predicted model, not a curated record
AGUGACAAUAAAACAAAUACGAAUAUCUGUACGUUUUCCGGGGGAUGAUGCGGCUUGUUUUGAAGGUUUAGAGAUGGAGAUCAUUCCACUGGAAUCAGGCAUUGAUUAGUAGAGCGAUUUACUGGAUUGGUCAGAAACAAUAACUCCCCAAUACACAAACAAUGACAGCAAUGAGAAACAUCGGCAAGCGCUGCACCUUCUCUUGUUCCAUCAUAGUAAACAAAUGGCCACUCGUAAACUCAUUAUCUACCUUGUUUCUUGUGUGAUUGGAGCUUCAUCUGCCUUACUUCUUAACACAGAACAUGAAUAAUUCCAACUUUUCUGAGAUUAACAAUUCCAGUGAACACCUUCCGCAUGAAGCACUGAGUUCCGAAGUCGCCGCGGUUUGUUAUGCCGUCAUAUUUGUCUUGGCUCUCUUGGGCAAUAGUCUGGUUAUUGCCACCCUUGUCCAGAACAAGAGAAUGCGGACAGUGACCAAUGUGUUCUUGUUGAAUCUGGCCAUCAGUGAUCUGCUCUUGGCACUUUUUUGUAUGCCUUUCAAUAUCAUUCCCAUGCUCAUGAGAAAUUUUGUUUUUGGACCAACAUUUUGUUAUCUUUCACGAUACUUUCAAGGGGUAUCGGUAGGGGUCAGUAGUUUUACCUUAGUCGCCAUUUCGCUGGAGAGAUACUUUGCCAUUUGUCGUCCCUUACAGUCCAGAAAAUGGCAGACUCUCUCCCACGCAUACCGCAGCAUCCUACUUAUCUGGGGAAUGGCGUUUGUGAUCAUGAUUCCCAUUCCAGUCCACACCAAGCAUGAGAAUAGGCGCCCUGGAAUGUACACUUGCCGAGAGAAAUGGGUUGCAGAUAUAGCGGAGCGGAUCUACACGGUGGCGCUUGUGUUACUCCUACUGGUCAUACCACUUAUUGCAAUGUCCGUGGCGUACGGUACUGUUACACACACUUUGUAUGAGGACAUAACAGUGCAAAAGGGAACAAAUGGUUUUUACAGAAGGCGUAACAGUGGCAGUAUGCAGUCAUUAGAAAAUUCCAGCUUCAGAAACUUUUUGGGAAGUAGAGGCGGGGGCUUAAACAGUGGCGACUCAACGCCGCAAAGAAAACCAGAGCAACGGUGCAUGAUUCGGCAUUCAAACCCUGAGCGCAGCCGCGCAGCCAAAGUACGCGUGAUACGUAUGUUGUUGGCGGUAGUGAUAGAAUAUUUAAUCUGUUGGACACCAUUGUAUGUUGUGCAAACUUGGAAUUCCUUUCAUUCGCAGAGUUUGAAGGAGUACUUUUCUAACCUAACUCUGUCUCUUGUCUUCAUGCUGGCGUACAUAUCGUCUGCUUGUAAUCCAGUCACUUACUGCUUGAUGAACAAGAAAUUCAGACAGUCUUUUCGAAGCGUUUUAAGUUGCUGUAACUGUUGUAGUUUACCAAAUGUCAGUCGACAUUUUUCCAAUCGUAGUGAUCAGUUUAAUUCUCUAAAACUUCAGACGACACGCUGUAGUUUACUGAAGAAUCACCACCAAGAACUGACGCAGGAACAGGUCUAAGUGUCACACAUAUUAAAGACCACCACCAAGAACUGACCCAGGAACAAGUCUUAGAGACAUGUACACAAUAAGAACCAUCACCGAGUUCUGUCCCAGGAACAGGUCUUAGUGAAAUGUACACAAUAAUAACUAUCACCGAGUUCUGACCCAGGAACAGGUCUUAGUGACAUGUACACAAUAAGAACCACCACCAAGAACUGACCCAGGAACAGGUCUAAGUGCCACACACAGUAUCCAGCACUGGAAAUUGGAAAUUUAUCUAUAGUGCCACUAAAUGUUAGCAAGUGUGCCAUCUUAACUAAAACUUGUCGAAUGCUGGUAGUUACUCCGGAACAUGUAUAGUGCCAGUAAUGUUAGCAACUGUGCCAUCUUAACUAAAACUUGUCGAAUGCUGGUAGUUACUCUGGAAUAUGUAUAGUGCCAGUAAUGUUAGCAACUGUGCCAUCUUAACUAAAACUUGUCGAAUGCUUGGAGUUACUCUGGAAUAUGUAUAGUGCCACUAAAUGUUAACAACAGAGCCAUCUUAACAAGGAACCGCAAAGCAGAAUAUCCCCUCGCAAAAGAGUACAUUUAUGUUAGAGGCCUGUU